AUGGCGCGGGGGGACGCUCGCCGCGGCCGCGGGCUCAUCGCGCUGACCUUCUGCCUGGUGGCCGCGCGCGGGGAGCUGCUGUCAGCCCCGGAGCCGACUGUAGAGCUGAGCUGCGGAGUGGGGCCACUGCAAGUGAUCCUGGGCCUGGAGCAGGCUGUGGUGCUGGACUGUAGCUUGGGGGCCGCUGCUGCUGGACCCCCCACCCGGGUGACGUGGAGCAAGGAUGGGGACACCCUGCUGGAGCACGACAACCUACACUUGCUACCCAAUGGCUCCCUGUGGCUGUCCCAGCCACGAGCACCUGAUGACAGUGACGAGGCAGUCCCUGGGAACUUGGGGGCCAUUGAAGGCAGCUAUUCCUGCCUGGCCCAUGGCCCCCUCGGAGUGGUGGCCAGCCAGGCUGCUGUGGUCAAGCUCGCCACACUCGCAGACUUCUCUCUGCACCCGGAGGCUCAGACGGUGGAGGAGAACGGGACAGCUCGCUUUCAGUGCCACAUCGAAGGGCUGCCAGCCCCCACCAUUACUUGGGAGAAGGACCAGGUGACAUUGUCUGAGGAGCCUCGGUUUAUCACUCUUCCCAAUGGCGUCCUUCAGAUCCUGGAUGUUCAGGAGAGUGACAAGGGCUCCUACCGCUGUGUGGCCACCAACUCAGCCCGCCAGCGCUUCAGCCAGCAGGCCCUCCUCAGUGUGGCCUGCAGAGGGUCCCUGGCAUCCACCAGGGGGCAGGACGUGGUCAUCGUGGCAGCCCCAGAGAACACCACUGUGGUGUCUGGCCAGAGUGUGGUGAUGGAAUGUGUGGCCUCUGCUGACCCCACCCCUUUUGUGUCCUGGGUCCGACAGGACGGGAAGCCCAUCUCCACGGAUGUCAUCGUCCUGGGCCGCACCAACCUGCUGAUCGCCAGCGCGCAUCCCCGGCACUCGGGCGUCUACGUCUGUCGCGCGAACAAGCCCCGCACGCGCGACUUCGCCACUGCGGCGGCCGAGCUCCGCGUGCUGGCGGCCCCUGCCAUCUCGCAGGCGCCCGAGGCGCUGUCGCGGACGCGAGCGAGCACAGCGCGGUUUGUGUGCCGCGCGUCUGGGGAGCCGCGGCCGGCGCUGCGCUGGCUGCACGACGGGGCGCCGCUGCGGCCCAACGGGCGUGUCAAGGUCCAGGGUGGCGGCGGCAGCCUGGUCAUCACGCAGAUCGGCCUGCAGGACGCCGGCUACUACCAGUGCGUGGCUGAGAACAGUGCGGGAACCGCGUGUGCCGCAGCGUCGCUGGCCGUAGUGGUGCGCGAGGGGCUGCCCAGCGCCCCCACGCAGGUCACGGCCAGACCGCUGAGCAGCUCUGCUGUGUUGGUGGCCUGGCAGCGGCCCGAGCUGCACAGCGAACAGAUCAUUGGCUUCUCCCUCCACUACCAGAAGGCACGGGGCAUGGACAAUGUGGAGUACCAGUUUGCAGUGAACAAUGACACCACCGAGCUACAGGUUCGAGACCUGGAACCCAACACGGAUUAUGAGUUCUACGUGGUGGCCUACUCCCAGCUGGGGGCCAGCCGCACCUCCACCCCAGCACUGGUCCACACGCUGGACGACGUCCCCAGUGCAGCACCCCAGCUCUCCCUGUCCAGCCCCAACCCCUCGGACAUCAGGGUGGCAUGGCUGCCGCUGCCCCCCAGCCUGAGCAACGGGCAGGUGGUGAAGUACAAGAUAGAGUAUGGUUUGGGAAAGGAAGAUCAGAUCUUCUCCACCGAGGUGCCAGGGAAUGAAACCCAGCUUACGCUGAACUUACUUCAGCCAAACAAGGUGUAUCGAGUCCGGAUUUCGGCUGGCACAGGGGCCGGCUUCGGGGCCCCCUCCCAGUGGAUGCAGCACCGGACGCCCAGUAUGCACAAUCAGAGCCAUGUCCCUUUUGCCCCUGCAGAGUUGAAGGUGCAGGCAAGGAUGGAGUCCCUGGUCGUGUCAUGGCAGCCGCCUCCUCACCCUACCCAGAUCUCUGGCUACAAACUAUACUGGCGGGAGGUGGGGGCCGAGGAGGAGGCCAACGGUGAUCGCCCCCUGGGGGGCCGUGGAGACCAGGCUUGGGAUGUGGGCCCCGUCCGGCUCAAGAAGAAAGUGAAGCAGUAUGAGCUGACCCAGCUAGUCCCUGGCCGGCUGUACGAAGUGAAGCUUGUGGCAUUCAACAAACAUGAGGAUGGCUACGCGGCAGUGUGGAAGGGCAAGACAGAGAAGGCUCCCACGCCAGACCUGCCGAUCCAGAGGGGUCCGCCCUUGCCCCCAGCCCACGUCCAUGCAGAAUCAAACAGCUCCACGUCCAUCUGGCUUCGGUGGAAAAAGCCGGACUUCACCACAGUCAAGAUUGUCAACUACACCGUGCGCUUCAGCCCCUGGGGGCUCAGGAAUGCCUCUCUGGUCACCUACUACACCAGUUCAGGAGAAGACAUCCUCAUUGGCGGGCUGAAGCCAUUCACCAAAUACGAGUUUGCGGUACAGUCCCACGGCGUGGACGUGGACGGGCCUUUCGGCUCCGUGGUAGAGCGCUCCACCCUGCCUGACCGGCCCUCAACGCCCCCGUCUGACCUGCGCCUGAGCCCCCUGACACCGUCCGCUGUGCGGCUGCACUGGUGCCCCCCUGCAGAGCCCAAUGGCGAGAUCGUGGAGUAUCUGAUCCUCUACAGCAACAACCACACCCAGCCCGAGCACCAGUGGACCCUGCUCACCACAGAGGGAAACAUCUUCAGUGCUGAGGUACACGGCCUGGAGAGCGACACUAGGUACUUCUUCAAGAUGGGGGCGCGCACAGAGGUGGGGCCUGGACCCUUCUCCCGCCUGCAGGAUGUGAUCACUCUUCAGGAGAAGCUCUCGGACUCCUUGGACCUGCACUCAGUCACGGGCAUCAUCGUGGGUGUCUGCCUGGGCCUCCUCUGCCUCCUGGCCUGCGUGUGUGCCGGCCUGCGCCGCAGCCCCCACAGGGAAGCCCUCCCGGGCCUGUCCUCUGCGGCCACCGCUGGAAACCCUGCACUGUACUCCAGAGCCCGGCUUGGCCCUCCCAGCCCCCCAGCUGCCCAUGAACUGGAGUCCCUCGUACAGCCCCGUCCCCAGGACUGGUCUCCCCCUCCCUCAGACAUGGAGGACAGGGCUGAAGUACACAGCCUUAUUGGUGGCAGUGUUUCUGAUGGCAGGUGUCACUCCAAGAGGAAGAUCUCCUGGGCUCCGCCAGGAGGGCCGAGCUGGGCAGGUACCUGGGCAGGCUGUGAGCUGCCCCAGGCAGGCCCCAGGCCCGCUCUGACCCGGGCCCUGCUGCCCCCUGCUGGAACUGGGCAGACGCUGUUGCUGCAGGCUCUGGUGUACGAUGCCAUAAAGGGUAAUGGGAGGAAGAAGCCACCCCCAGCCUGCAGGAACCAGGUGGAGGCCGAAGUCAUUGUCCACUCUGACUUUAGUGCGUCCAAGGGGAACCCCGACCUCCAUCUCCAAGACCUAGAGCCUGAGGAUCCCCUGCCUUCCGAGGCUCCUGAUCUCAUCUCAAGUGUUGGGGAGGCAGGGCCGGGGACAGACUGGCUGGACAGGGAACCGGGAGGGUGUGAGCAGGCAGCCACUGGGCCAGACAGACUGACCUGCCUCCCAGAGGCAGCCAGUGCUUCCUGCACCUACCCUGACCUCCAGCCCCGUGAGGCUCUGGAGGAGGCCCCUGGAAACAGCUGCCAGCCCAAAGCCCCCUGCCCUCUAGGAGCCAGCCCAGGCCUGCCCAGAGCCUCAGUCUCCUCCUCUGCUUAGCACCCCUAGAGGGUGCGGUUUGGGAUGGGCUGGUGUGGAUCCCAGGAUGUGACAUGCAUGGUCACGCGUGUAUACAUGUCUGCCUGCAGAUACAUCAUCAAGCCCUUCGGAGCCUCCCAGGGUGCUUUGGCUGGGGGGAGAGGAAGAAAUGGAUUAUUCGCUCCCCCCAUACUUCUUUGCGACACGUACAUGAUAUGUGAGAGACAUAUGAGACACAGCUACAUGUGAUAUACACACAUGUGAAGCACAUGUGUGUGUACUGGUUAGUGAGCUGGGAAACUUUGGCCUAGGCAUUGGUCACUAUGGUCUGAUUGAUCCUCCAGGUCAGGACAGUGCCCCAGAGUGGUCAGUCCCCAGCUGCUUUGUCGCCCAGCCUUUUAUUACACACUCUGAGAGUGUCUCCAAUGCCUGUCUGACAGACAGCCCCAGCCGCGUUCCUGACCGGCUGGGUCGAGUGUGAGUAGGCUCAAGAGGCCUGGCACUUUAGCUGCGUCACCUCCCAUCUCCCCGGUGCCCAAACUGAGAGGGUGAGCCUGGCUCCCCUCAGAGCAACUCUGUGUUUCAUUUUGUCAUUUAGGAAGUUCUCUCUCCCCUCCUUCCUUGCCCUCCACUACUCUGGUGGCCUGUCUCCCUGCCAACUUGCUCUCCCAGCUCUAGUGCCCUCCCUUCCUCCCCAUGCUCUUCCCUGUCCUCUCUCCUGGUUCCCUUUCGCUGCUGUCUCUCAUGCCUCUCCCAGACCGUGUCAUUCUGUUCUCCUGCCUGAGUUCAAUCUCUGCACCCUUUCCUAACAACGUGACUACCUCAUGUCUGCUUCAAGGCCAUCGUGCCACUCCUGUGUCUGCCACCAUUCACCUUGGCUGUCACCCUCCUGUCCCCCACUCCCGUCUCUCCGAGCUGCCACUUGCCUCCUCCCCGGGCAGACUUCCCACCCUCAGUGCAGGUUUGGAGAAGACCUUCUGGCUUCCCUGCACCUGUCUCCUUGGGAUUGGGAUGGGAGGGUUCUCCUUGGUGGUGAUGAAUCCAAGUCACACAGGGGAAUUUCUGAGACAGAGAAGGGGGACUGUGACCCAGAGGUUCAGAAUAAAAUGAUCCCUCCCUUCCAUGCAGGGAGGCAGGUUUGCUGGAUGGAGAUGAUUUCACACCUUUCUUCCCUACAGAAACUAGAGGGGGAGAAGGGGAGUGGCAGUUAGGGAAGCCACUGCCCACCCUGUGAGCCUUGAAUGUGACCUGAUCUGGGGUAGGGGUGAGAAGAACCCCAUUCUCUGGGGUGCUAGAAGGGAGGUCUUUGCACAGAAAAAGGAUGGUUGGCGCAUCUCAUUUUUUUCUUUAAAUGGAAUGCUGAAGUCAUUUUCUGUUGACCUGCCGGCUUGACUUCUAUUUCCUGUGUAGUGAAAACAAUGCCAUUUAUCUGAUUUUUCACCUUGGCGCUCUCACAGGAGCAUAGAAUGUGGGGGUCUUUGCUCCCUAAUUGCAUCUUUUUAACUGAUCGGCACGUCAAGAGUUAACUCUGGCUUCUGGGCCAGAUUAGAAAUAACCAGUCCAUCUUUCCUUUUUUUUUUUUUUUUCAAAUGGUGAAAUGUCUCUGAGCAGAGUUUCAGCUUCCUCAAACCCUGAAAGCAUCUGUGUUUAUUAUACUCGGGUGUCACUCACAUUUGACAUCCGCACCUACAUUUCCACCUCCUCCCCUUCCUUCAACCAGCCUAUGAUAACACUAAAGAUUAUUAAUGUUGGUUUUGUAUCUCGUUAAAGACAGAAUUGUCACUAGUACUAUUUCUGUACCAUUCAGCGUUGCUGUGGCUAACGCCAGCGUGUAUGUUUCAUCGUUGCUCUGAAGGUCAAAAGCCUCAUUUUAUUUUGCUGGUUUGAUUUUUUUUUUUUUUUAAGAAAAAACUGCCCUGAAUUAAAUGGCUGUUUUAACAGUAGGCUCUUAGCAUUACACCACAUAGUCAUUUUUCAUGUUCUUGUUUAACAGGCACUGAGGUUCUGGUUUAAAUUAAAUAGCUGCAAAUGAGACAAUUUAUAACCCAUUAGGUUGGGUGGAAAAUUGUUUCUCAAAAGCAAAUAAGUAAUAAAUCUGGUAUCUGCCUAUAACUCACAGUUGAUAAGAAAGUGGCCAUUACUCACUAGCAUUAUAUAUGAUUUGGGCUCUGGGUAAUUUGGAAGUGUUAGGUUUGUGUCUUUGUAGCAGUAUUUUUAUUAGAAAAGAGUCUAUUGGCCUUUUACAGGGUAUUAAUCCCUUUGUCACCUACCAUUGAUGCCUUAAGUUUUUUGAGUCUCUUUUAAAAAUCUUCCUUUUCUUGAUGCAUGACAAGUGUAAUCAAACUGUCUGUAUUUAGUUUAUGCUGUACUAUUUAAUUAUUUUUCCAGCAUUUUUUUCUUCUUACAAAUGAUAUUCUUUAGUGUUAAGCUAAGGCAUUGAUCAUGUAUCUGUCCCUAUAAUGAAUUAAUAAACUAUUUUCCAAAAA
Messenger RNA from Lemur catta (Ring-tailed lemur), 6218 nucleotides. RefSeq names its product immunoglobulin superfamily DCC subclass member 4 (gene IGDCC4). The record is from RefSeq and is a predicted model, not a curated record. The coding region runs from base 1 to 3753 and encodes 1250 amino acids. Gene Ontology annotation, biological process: axon guidance; cell-cell adhesion. Gene Ontology annotation, cellular component: axon; plasma membrane. Lineage: Eukaryota; Metazoa; Chordata; Mammalia; Primates; Lemuridae. Gene Ontology annotation, molecular function: protein binding. The transcript has 20 exons.